This is a messenger RNA of Coregonus sp. 'balchen', 13171 nucleotides long. Lineage: Eukaryota; Metazoa; Chordata; Actinopteri; Salmoniformes; Salmonidae. The record is from the annotation of a GenBank genome assembly.
UUCGCUCUGACCACAACCUUUCUCUGAUUGAGUAGAGGCUCCUGUCAGAACACAUGGCUGAAGAGGAUAAACCAUGGUCUGGACUGCACGGCUGUGAGGAUAUUUUCUGAUACCAUACCAAAUGUUUUUUUUCAACAUGGGAAUAUUAAAAUGCUUCAAAUUUCCCUGACACUUGAUCGACAGUUGCAUUGAGAUAGACUAUAUUGUGACUUGGAGCGGAUUUUGUUUUUUCUGAUUUGCGUUUUGCAUAAAAUAUGGAACAUGAAGUUGAACACCAUUUGAGAUGGGGGAGCAGCAACACAACACAAAUAAGGUCAAGUGAAUAAUUGAAUCCACAUAUUUAUACAUCUACUGUUUUUACCAUAGCAUGUUUUUGGUUAACAUAACUGGGACGCUACUGGAUGGAUUUCAGUGUAUUCUGAUAUUUGUGGGCAAAAUUUUGUAUUUUUCUACAUUCCAUGAAAAUGGAUGGAAGAUUAAGUGAAACACUGACAAUGGAUGACUGGAAUCCUAAAUCUAAAAGCAGAGAAGAGUGAAAAAAUACAUCUGAAAGUGGGUAGCAGUUCUGUUCUAAUCCCCCUGAGGGGAUACUUCAGCUCUCUCUCUCUCUCUCUCUCUCUCUCUCUCUCUCUCUCUCUCUCUCUCUCUCUCUCUCUCUCUCUCUCUCUCUCUCUCUCUGUGUUUGUCCCACCUGCUGUCAUUUUCCUUUGAGGAUCAGAAUUUCAAAGCUUGUCAGUCAUCAAUCCAUGUCAGUGUCAGCUCUUUCUGAAUUUCUCUGUGUCUACCAAAGCCUGAUCACAUGAGCCGAGUCGACACGCUGCACCAGCGCACCACCUACCUCAUCUCCCUCACCCUGGUCAAGGUAGAGGCUGUGGAAGAGCAUGGAGGGGAGCAGGCCAGGUCAAUCACCCAGGGGAGGGAGGCUGGGGAUGGGGCUGGGGUGGAGAAGGGACAGCCCUUCUCCACACAGGACAACCAGGCAGAUGUUGCUGUCCCGGAGGGUGGAAAAGGUAGUGAACUCAAGGAGGAGAGGAAAUCACCCAGUAGCCCCUCAAGAGACAAGGCACCUUUUGAGGGCGAUGUUCCUCCUAAAGAAAGUGACAAGUUAUCAGACGGCGACAAUGUUAUUACCUCCUCCACUGUUGACAAUAUGAAGACUGAAACGUUAACGGGUGGAGAGGAUGCAGCAAGGGAGAAAGAGGACAACCAGACGACAACAGUCACCUCAAAAGUGAUAACAUGCAGCACAACUACACCGCAGACCUCAACAUCAGUAGAGGUAGCAGUCGACCCCAACCGCACCCCAACCAGGAGCAGUAUCCCUGUACGCACGGGGGGUCAGUGUCCAGGGUCCUUGCUGAAAGCACACAGCCCAUUGGCCAGCCCUGUGACCAGCCGCCGAGAGGCCAAGCAAAGCCCCUCGUCAUCCCAGAGCCUGGAUAGCAGAGACAGGAGAAUCCCAACCCGGUCCCCUGGUCCCUGUCGGGCCUCCUGGGCUGAGAGUGGUGAGGGUCGGGCCAGAUCUCAGGGUCAGGGAGUUAGGGAUGAAGCUGGAGAUGGAGCAGGGAAUCAAGAAAGAGUGACUGAUGAAGCUGGGGACAGAGCUGUUACACAGGAGGGAAGAGGAGGAGCGGUUGCAAAGCGAGACAAUCCCAGGAUGGAGAGACUGAAGAACAGUUCCGCUUCUCUACCUGCUCCUGUCACCCUGGUCCCCAAGCCCCCACGCAGGGGCAACAGCUGUACCUUGGAUGACACUGACCCUAACAGCCAGGCAGAGGACCUCUGUGUGGGCAGAGAGAGCAGCCAGAUACAGCCUGGUCCCCACAACCAGCAGGGACAAAAGGGCUCUGCUCGAGAUCGUAAGAUGCUCAAGUUCAUCAGUGGGAUCUUCACCAAAAGCAGCAGCCCAGUCUCAGCCACCACUUCCUCUAGUACAGCAACACUUCCCCCUGUCUGCAAUAUUCAGAGAGAGUCCAGUGAGGAGGACGGUAGGACACCGCAAGCACACACGCAAGCACACACACACAAACAAUGCACUCUCUUAUAUUGAAACUAUCAAACAAUAAGGGUCCCACAAUGACACCGCCCCUGUGUCCCAGCCCAAUAGCCAUCUCUCCUCUCCUCCUCCCACACUCACAACAUUCUCUAAAAUGAAGCAGAGUCCCUUCAGACUCUCUCUCUCUCUCUCUCUCUCACACACACACACACACACUGCUCUAAGGGUUGAAAUACUUUACAUAAAGAUCAAGAGCAAAUGUCUGUCUGCUGCUUUUCAGUCAUGUAACAAGAAAGUCAAGGAGGAAUCAAACGAGUAUCCAUUUUAUUCUAGUCUUGAAUUUGAUCCAUAUGCAGAGGAAUUCAUCUGUAAUGGAGGGAAGGGAAUAAGCUAUUCCGAGAGCCUCACAUACAUUUGAUAUAGAGCUCAUAAUAAAAGGGAUGUCACGUGUUUGUGAGGUUUGACUUAGAGCCAUGUGUGACUGUAAAACCAUGAUAGAAAGUAUUUUGAUCUCUGAGCUGACAAUAGUGGACAGUUUUAAUCUAAUUCCCUUCUGUAUGGAGCAGGGGUGAUUUCACGCAGCCUGAAGGGGUAAUCUCUCCACAGCGUAGCUACACUGUGUGUUCUCCCCAAAUGGCACCCUAUUCCCUAUUUAGUGCACUACUUUUGAUCAGGGCCCAUUGGGUUCUGGUUAAAAGUAGUGCACUAAAUAGGAAAUAGGGUGCCAUUUAGGACACCGCCAUUGUUUAACUCUCAUAAUGAUCCUAAUGAUUAAAGCCAGAGCUACAGUAUAUAUUAUGGAUAUACAGCCCUGGUUAAAGCCCAGGCUGUGGCAGCAGGCUGACAGCAUGGCACCAUGACUAUCUGUUAUUUUGAUGUAUUGCUUUGGCUGCUGCCUUAGCAAAACUGGAGCGUUUGGAGGGAAAUUUGACAAUAUGAAUAUCCUCUGUGAAAGUGCAAUUACAGCCAAUAUCCUUAAUCCAUAUCUUUGAUGUUCCGCCCACUCAAUGACUGACUAUUCCUCCACAAACAUCUCUGGGCACCCCCUCUCGAGGAGCGAGAGAGAGAGCGAGGGAGACGUAGUGAGCUGGAUUCGGGAGGAGAGCUAUAGCGAGAUAGACGAAAGGCCGAUCGCGAUAUGCAGAGAGGGAUCGCAGAAGAGCGCGGACAGAGAGAGUAGAGGGAGAGAGCGGCGCGAGGCGAUGACUCGAGAGAGAGCAGAGAUCGCGACGAGAGAAGCUCGAUGUCUCUCUAUCUCGCCUAUAGAUCUCUCAUCUCUCUCUCUCUCUCUCUCUCUCUUCCCUGUACUUCAUAUUUUCAACCAUCUGACAUUCUAUGGUCUAUAAAUAAUAAAUAUGCCCUAUUUGUGUGAGAAGUUGAUAAAACAUAAGAACGCCUUGUAGUUUCAUCUGCCUCUGACAAAAAAGACAUGUCACUUAAAUCAUUACACAUUUAUGUCAAGGUCAAUAACAUGCAAGCAUUAAUGUCUGUGGACUGUAUUAACAAGCGGUUUCACUGGUAUGUGCCUGCAGCUUGUGUUAAAUAUUAGUUUGAACUUAUUUUAUGUAUGUUUGCUCAAUAUAAGUAUGUGCCUAAAGUGUCUGUAUAUUAUUCAUGCUGUUACACAUGCAUGUGUUCUGUGUCUAGUCACGUACGUGUUCUCUGGGCAAGAGCAGAAUCAGGCUAGUAGGGUCUGGAGGAAAGGUUGCCAUAGCAACAUGGGGAGGGCUAUGAGAAAUGUAUGUUAUGGGUGUGUUGUACAAUGGAGAGAGAGAGAGACAGAUGAAAUGGAGGGGAAGAGUGAGACUUUUGAUGUUCCUAAAAAAUAAUGGAAGGGUAGUGCACUGGAAGGGUUCUUUGAAUGUCAGUAACAUGUGACAGUUGUUUUCAUACAGUACUAAGAGGGACUCUCGAUAUUCCGCUUUAUACGGAGUGUGUUGCAGGCAGCUGUAUAAGGAUCAUGCUGUCUAAUUGCUUUGGCAACAUCUCUCAUGUGGCCUGGCACAUAAAGAGCCCUUUGACUGGAGAUGAAUUCAGAUAGAUCAAGUUUGUCUCUUAUCCACUCCUGAGUGGCGCAGUGGUCUAAGGCACUGCAUCGCAGUGCUAACUGUGCCACUAGAGAUCCUGGUUCGAAUCCAGGCUCUGUCGCAGCCGGCCGCGACCGGGAGACUCAUGGGCGGUGCACAAUUGGCCCAGCGUCGUCCAGGGUAGGGGAGGCAAUGGCCGGCAGGGAUGUAGCUCAGUUGAUAGAGCAUGGCGUUUGCAACGCCAGGGUUGUGGGUUUGAUUCCCACGGGGGGCCAGUAUAAAAAAAAAUAUAUGUAUUCACUAAAUGUAAGUCGCUCUGGAUAAGAGCGUCUGCUAAAUGACUAAAAUGUAAAUGUAAAUCUAGAGAGCUGCCCGUAGUGUGUGUAAAAGCCCAUUUUCUCCUCCCUCUCUUUUUCUUGCCCCAUCUUCUCUGCACUCAUUGUGUAUCUGAAUGGGGAUACAUCUGUGAGGGGCUCGUCUGAUGGUCUGUAGCCAUGAUUCAGAUCAGAACCAGGCGGUUGUGAGGUAUAAUGGUCUGUCCCUGGAACCUACCACAGCAACACAGUGGCACUCAGCACCCUGCGCUCUCUCUCAUCACAGAGCCACAGCUGUGGACAGUGGACAGAGACAACUGGGGGUCUUGGAGUGUGUGCGUCACAUCGUAUUGGGGGCAUGUCACCUCUCUAGCCCAGCAGGGACAGUGGCAGUGUGGCACAGCUGUGUGUGAGCUGACCGUGACUGUGUGUGUGUGUGUAGUGUUCUACUGGUAGAGGGCGAAGAACGCAGCAGUGUCACUGAACCUUCUCUCUGUCUUUGCAAAAGGAGUGCAAGGGGAGUUCCCUGCAUCAGACACCUUUAGACACUUUGAUCCUUUGCGAAACCAGAUGCCUUGACUGGCAGCUUCAGCAUAUAAAGGGCAUUCUAGGAGAACAACACAUACUUUUGCGAGCCUCUGAGGGGCAGAGUGGAUAAACAGUGAAUUGAAAAACUAGUUAAAUCCAGUAGUUUAUAUUAUAGUGAAAGGUUGCUUUCAUCAGAAUCAGAAUAACCUUUAUUCGCCAAUUACACUGAACAAAAAUAUAAACGCAACUUGCAACAAUUUAAAAGAUGUUAUAUAAUUAAAUCAGUCAAUUGAAAUAAAUUCAUUAGGCCCUAAUCUAUGGAUUUCACAUGACUGGGAAUAAAGUUAUGCAUCUGUUGGUCAGAUAUACCUUAAAAAAAGGUAGAGGCGUGGAUCAGAAAACCAGUCAGUAUCUGGUGUGACCUCAUGUAGUCUGGUGUGACCUCAUGCAGCUCAACAUAUCUCCUUCACAUAGAGUUGAUCAAGCUGUUGAUUGUGGCCUGUGGAAUGUUGUCCCACUCCUCUUCAAUGGCUGUGCGAAGUUGCUGGAUAUUGGCGGGAACUGGAACACGCUGUCGUACACAUUGAUCCAGAGCAUCGCAAACAUGCUCAAUGGGUGACAUGUCUGGUGAGAAUGCAGGCAGUGGAAGAACUGGGACAUUUUCAGUAUCCAGGAAUUGUGUACAGAUCCUUGCGACAUGGGGCCAUGCAUUAUCAUGUGGAUGAAUGGCAUAAAAAUGGGCCUCAGGAUCUCGUCACGGUAUCUCUGUGCAUUCAAAUUGCCAUCGAUAAAAUGCAAUUGUGUUGGUUGUCCGUAGCUUAUGCCUGCCCAUAUCAUAACCCCACCGCCACCAUGGGGCACUCUGUUCACAUCGUUGACAUCAGCAAACCGCUCGCCAACACGUCGGCCAUCUGCCCGGUACAGUUGAAACCAGGAUUCAUCCGUGAAGAGCACACUUCUCCAGUGUGCCAGUGGCCAUCGGAGGUGAGAAUUUGCCCACUGAAGUCAGUUACGAUGCCAAACUGCAGUCAGGUCAAGACGCUGGUGAGGCGUUUUGUGACUGUUUUUCUUCGGUUGUGCAAACCCCCAGUUUCAUCAGCUGUCUGGGUGGCUGGUCUCAGAAGAUCCCGCAAGUGAAGAAGCCGGAUAUGGCGGUCCUGGGCUGGCGUGGUUACACGUGGUCUGUGGUUGUGAGGCCGGUUAGAUGUACUGCCAAAUUCUCUAAAAUGAAGUUGGAGGUGGCUUAUGGUAGAGAAAUGAACAUUAAAUCCUCUGGCAACAGCUCUAGUAGACAUUCCUGAAGUCAGCAUGCCAAUUGCACGCUCCCUCAAAGCAUUGUGUUGUGUUACAAAACUGCACAUUUUAGAGUGGCCUUUUAUUGUCCCUGGCACAAGGUGCACCUGUGUAAUGAUCAUGCUGUUUAAUCAUCUUCUUGAUACGCCACACCUGUCAGGUGGAUGGAUUAUCUUGGUAAAGGAGAAAUGCUCCCUAACAAUGAUGUAGACACAUUUGUGCACAACAUUUGAGAGAAAUAAGCUUUUUGUACGUAUGGAAAAUAUCUAGGAUCUUUUAUUUCAAAUCAUGAAACAUGGGACCAACACUUUACAUGUUGCAUUUAUAUUUUUGUUCAGUAUACAUUUGCAUGUACAGGAAUUUGAAAUGGUGCUGCCACAAUAAACCACAAUAAACAGAAUAUACAGACAGACAAACAGGAUAUACAGACAGACAAACAGGAUAUACAGACAGACAAACAGGAUAUACAGACAACAUACAGUAUAUAGAAGCAGAAUUUACACAAAUCCACAUGUCUGGCUGCCACACAGUUAGAAUUCACAUAGCAGUAAUUUAUCGCUAUCCCUUUCCAAGGCCGUUAUGAAAUUCCCCUAGCAUUAUCCAAAUUAUUAUCUCUCUCUCGCUCUCUAUCUCUCCCUCUCUCCCUUUGUCCCCAAGCAGCGGCUUCUGCAAAUAGUCAAGAGUGGACACUGAGUCGAUCCAUCCCAGAGCUCCGUGUGGUAAGACAACUCCAUCCUCAUGAAAGGUCAUUUGAAAGGCUAAUUGAAAGUGAAGUUAGAUAGAGCUUCAUCUACCCACUUCCUUCAGGGAAACUGCCACAUCAGUGAAGAUAGGUUAUGUGUGUGUUUCAUAACUUAUUUAAUCUGUGCAGGGGGUGCUGGGAAGUCUUCGGAGUGGCAGGUCAGCAUUGGUCAAUAGAUACAUAACAGGCAGCUAUCUUCCACUAGAGAAGAUUGAAGGUAAGCAUGAAAAACUCCAAUCUUGUCCUCUUCGUUCCUAUAACGAAAAACUCUGCAGUCCUACCAUUUUAUCUUUCAUGAAUCUCUGACACACAGUAAUUAACCUCUGCUCUACUGUUCCAUUGUCAGGGGGGAGGUAUAAGAAGGAGGUAUUGGUAGAUGGACAGAACCAUCUACUACUCAUCAGGGAGGAGGCUGCGCUUCCUGAUGCACAGGUAUGUUUUUGUGUGUACCUGUACCCUCUGAACCAUACAGCCUUGUUGUUAUCGAUGUGCAAGAAUGUGUCGCUAUAGCAACAGACACACAGAAAGAUUGAUUAAUAGAAUUCACUGAAAUACAUUUGAUUAUUUGGUAAAAAUCCAUUCUAUUUUUGUGGGUUAUUUAUCCAAUACUUAACCAAUACUGCUAUCGCUGACUCGUUCUGCAUUCUUCUCCCUCUCUCUUCCUAUCCCAUCAAAUCUCUGUCUCCAGUUCAGCAGCUGGGUGGAUGCAGUGGUCCUCGUGUUCAGUCUGGAGAAUGAGGCCAGCUUCCAGGAGGUGUAUAAACUGUACAGCCAGCUCAACACACACCGCAGCACUGCCGACAUCCCACUGGUUGUUGUUGGGACACAAGGUAAGGGACAUGAGGCAGGAAUGGACGACUUUAGGGGAUGGAUUAACGCUAUUAAUUAUAAUGGGCAUGUAACAGAUAGAGAUCCAUUAUAGACGAAUUGCAGAUCACACUGGAAACAGUGAGUGCUUGUUUGUUUAUUUGGAUUCCAAUGAUCUGUUACUCUUGCAAUGUAAAGUGUUCGUGACUUCAUCUGUCUUUGCUAUGUAGACAAAAUCAGCAGCACCAACCUGCGUGUGAUUGAGGACAUACGCGCUCGGCAGCUAUGUGUUGAUGUGAGGCAUUGUGUGUUCUAUGAGACUUGCGCCACCUAUGGGCUCAACGUGGACCGGGUGUUUCAGGAGGGUGAGUCAACUGACAUUGAGUACAUUGGUGUUAGCAGUGGGAUCCAAAGGGACAGGCACAUUGUUGUUGUGCCAACACAAUACAGAAUUUCAGUCCUACUUUAAACACAAAUAUUCAGUCUUCAUAAAGCACUACAACAUAUAUGCUUCACAAAUUAUUUAAAGGCAAAAUCAUCCCACAUAAAGGGUGAUAUAAAAAUGAUCUUUACCCACCUAACAAUCCAGUUCACAUGCUGGACAAUACAAUGUAAAGUCAUUAGCAAUUAGUGCCUUCUCACUAAUCUUGCUCUCUCCUCUCAGCUGCCCAGAAGAUAGUCACACAGAAGAAGCAGUCUGCCCUGCUGGCCUCCUGCAAGUCUCUCCCCAACUCCCCCAGUCACACUGGGGGCGCCACACCUGGGUCAACAUCCUUCCCUGGACAGGUAACAUGCUACACACUGUUCACAUCUGUAUUUUUCCCAGGCUUACCUCGUCUGUGUUGUUGACAGAAAAUCAAUACUGUAGCCAGUGGGACCCACAGGUGGAUAACAGUUGUAGGAUUGUAGCUCCUCCUAUAUGAGCCUAGACUUAACCUUGAGCUGUGGCUAGAUACUGUACAUGGUUUUUAGUUCAUCUGGGGGAUAAAAGGAGGCCAUACAUGGAUUCAAAGAAUGGUUCAAAACGUUUGGGAACCACUGUUGUAGGAUUUAUCCUAGUAGAUACCAAGUGUAUUCAGAAGGAAGAACAUUGUGUCAAUUGUCCGUUUGCCUCGUCUUCUCUGUUUCAUCUCAUUUGUCCACUUCCUCCCAUCCUCUCUUUGUAUUCCUCUUGUCCAUCCCCCUGUCCCUCUGUCUGUCCUCACCUCUCAGGCUAGUAAUGGAGGACUGAGUAGUAGCUACCCCUCCUCCCUACCCUCCACUCCCGUGAUCAGCCAUAGAGAGCUACGGGGCGGGGCAGGGACGGGGGUGGGGGCGGGGGGAGAGGGGGGCGGCAGUGCCACCUCCUCAGGGUCCCUGAGAAACGUCCCUCAACGACGAACCUCCCUGUUCAAGGUCAGUUACUGUUCUCAGAAUCUCUGGUGAUCAAAUGAUAAGACUCUUUCAUCAGCGGAACAAUGUCCCAAAGAGCCAUACAAUUCAAACAAACUGAUUAUCGAAAGAGAGCUGAAAAUACAUUAACAAUUGUAGAUAUAGUAGUAGUUACACUGCUAGAUUUGUCUUCCUCAUCAUCAUGUUGUCACUCAUCUCACUACAUGGGUCUGUCCUGUAAACUUGUGUCAGUCUGUCUUUAUACCUGUCACACUCAUCUCUAACUCUAUUGUCUUGAUACAACUUCUCUCAGAACCGUCGAGGCAGUGGCAGUGAAAAGAAUGUUGACCCUAAAGGUGACUUGGGCAGUGGCCGGGCUAUCACUAUCAAACAGGUCAGUGUGACGCACACUGGAUACUAUGUAGAAUGAAUAGGCUAGUUCCGUUGUAUCCUCAGUAAUAGAAGGGAACAUUAAACCCAUUGUUUGUAACAGAGUAUCCUAUGGAAGCGGAGUGGGAGCUCACUGAACAAAGAGUGGAAGAAGAAAUAUGUCACUCUGUCCAGCAACGGCACACUGGCUUACCACUCCAGCAUCAAUGUAAGUCACACCACAAUCAACCAGAUCAACAUCAGUAAUAUCUCAUUUUAGUUCUUUGUUAUCUUGAGAAUAAAGAAGAAACCCGCACACUGCUCUUGCUAGCUUUAUUAAGCUGCUCGGGGCCGCAUAACAGCUUAAUAAAGAGUAGUGAUACUAGCAAGAGCAGCGUGUGGGUUUCUUCUUGUUUCUCAUCUUAUUCAACUGUUACCAUGCACCUGCAACAAAGAUAGCUCAGAUGUGCGAGUGCUUUUUGAAUUUUGAAUCACAGUUAUUUGUUAUCUUAAAAUCUACUUUGGAUAAGAGAAUCCACUGUGUUGUGAACUGUAAUACACAGUAAAAUUGCAAUAUUAAUAUUAGUCUAGUGAUAUUCAGCACAUCAUCCUAGUAAUGGGAAUGAUUUUGGCGGUUUCACGACUACUUGCAGAAUGCUCACGCUAAAGAGAUCGACCUAUUGCGUGUCACAGUGAAGGUUCCAGGGAAACGCCCACCCAGGGCUGUCCCCCCUUGUGGCCCCUCCCCCUCCCCUGGCCUCAACGACGUAGUCAAAGACACUGGGGCCACGGAGAGCACCAGUGCCCCAUUGUUGCCACCCAGCCUUGUGCCUGUUGAAGAACAGGCUGGGGCAUUGCCUCCUCCAGGAGAUAGAGGGGUAAAAUGCUGUCCAUCGUCACUGUCCAGCAAGUCACACAGUGCUGGUAUGUCAGAAAACCAUUUUUGUGUUACAUUUCCAUUAAUAAUAAUGGGUUUCUAAUAUAAAGUAUGCCAAUAGAGCUGUGAACACAUAACAAACAGUGUUUUAUUUGACCCCAAUGUCAGAAGCUAUUGAAGGAGUAACCAGUCCCCCUUUUGGAAAAGACGGUCAAUCCUCUCCAAUGAUUGACAGAAAGAAGAAAACAAGGAAGAAGAGUAUGAACCAGAAAGGCGACACAGCCAUUGGACUGGCUGAAGGUGAGCUCUGGGCCUAUUACUGUACAUCUCUUACAGAUUAUUCUGCACUAUUUAUAUCAAUCUCGUUUGCUCUUAUUUUCCUUCUUCUCCUCCUCUCCUGCUUCUCUGGGCUAAUCUGUUGCCCUGCAGCCAAGCGCAAAAUGUGGAAAUUAAAAAGCUUUGGUAGCUUAAGAAAUAUUAACAAGACAGGUAAAUAGGAACAUAAGGAGCUGGAUCACUGAAUCUACCUGUGUUGGUUGUCUGUUUGUCUGUUUGUCUGUCACUGUUUACCUGUAUUGCACAUUUGGAUCGAAACUGUGAUUUAUAAAGCUCAUUGUUUGUUUUCCUUAUUACUACCAAUCUUUCAUGUUCACCCUUUUGUCACCCUAUUGCAUGCCUUUUGCCUGCUCUGCGAACAUAUCAUGGUGGCACAGUGAGUCUGUUUGUAUGUUGUAAUUGUCAUAUAUGUCAAAUAAGUGUUUAACAGCGUUCAAACGUACUAAAAUAUAUGUUGUAUUUUUCCCCCCUGCAUAUUACCAACCUAUCUUUGUAGAUGAGGAGAAUGUUGACUUCAUCAUUGUGUCCAGCUCGGGGCAGACAUGGCACUUUGAGGCCCAGAGUCUAGAGGAAAGAGAUGCCUGGGUGACGGCCAUAGAGAGCCAGAUCCUCGCCAGCCUGCAGUCCUGUGAGAGCCUUAGGAACAAGGCAAGGACCACAAUGCACUGGCAUUAACAUUACAAUGCCCUUAGUUACAUGUGUGUGUAAUUAUUUCUGUUUGUAGGCCAGGCCUAUAGUGUAAUAAUGUCUGAUAGUAUAGAAAUGUUCCUUCUGAAUUUCUGUUCUGUAAUUGGGGAGGGGAGAUUCUGCCGUUUGUCUGUGUAUUGACAGGAACCGCUAUCACUGUCCAAGGUGCUGAUCUCUCUAGUGACAUUGGCAGCCACAUGCACUUCAUGCCCGGGAAAUGGGUGUGUGUUGUUUUAUAGGCACGGAGGAGCAGCCAGAGUGAGGCAGUAGCAAUACAGGCCAUCCGCAAUGCCAAGGGCAACAGCUUCUGUGUGGACUGCGAAGCACCAAGUGGGUUUCUAGGCUCUCUCUGUCUCUCUAUGUCCCUUGUUAUGGGUCAUGGCUAGAAGGGAUCCAACAUUUGUAAUAUUCACAUCAGAUUUGAUAGGGUUAAGGAUAGCUAAAAUGCAACAAAAAACAACAACAUUUGAAGUGAAUUUGACAAAAGCUGGAUCCCUUCUAGCCAUGACCCUUGUUAUGGGCAUCUAUUAUUUGAUUACGUUAGAUGCAGACUGCGCUUGUAUCUCACUUCCUAUGCUCGGGUUUGUCUAUCCUUCAUCCAGACCCCACAUGGGCCAGUCUCAACCUGGGUGCGUUGAUCUGCAUUGAGUGUUCAGGGAUCCACCGUAACCUGGGGACACACCUGUCGAGGGUCCGCUCUCUGGACCUGGAUGACUGGCCUUUGGAGCUCACCCAGGUCCUGACCGCCAUCGGCAACCACCUGGCCAAUAGCAUCUGGGAGAGCCACACCCAGGGCAGACACAAACCCACACCCAACGCCACACGGUGAGGGCACUGGUUGAAUGUAAUAGAUAUGGAAAAUCUUCAGCUUUAUUCGAUUUUUACCUGUUUCGUGAGAGCUCAAAAGAAAAGCCCUUCUUUUUGUCCAAUGAAGACCAUUAUUAGACUAGAAUAAGAUUGAAAUGAUUGCAUCCAAGAAUGUGUUGCAGUACAUCAAAUGGAAGGUACCGUAUAUAUUGUCACAGAGAUCUCUCUUCUGAUCCAUGAAGAGUUGCCAUGGUAACUCAUGGUCACUCAUCUAUGUUCGGGUCUCUCUCACAGGGAGGAGAGAGAAUCAUGGAUCCGUGCCAAAUACGAGCAACGGGUGUUUGUGGCACCCCUGCCUCCUCCAAGCUCCACAGGCCCAGGGGACACUGCUAUGUCUGUGUGUCUGCUGUCGGCGGUGACAGAAAGGGACUUGCCCAGGCUCCUACUGCUCCUGGCCCACAGCAACAAGGACCAGAUCAACAUUGCCCUGUCCACCGGAGGAGCACCCUCACAGACACAGCCUCACACCGCCUUGCACGCUGCCUGUCAGCUGGGGGAUGUGGUCAUGACACAGCUGCUAGUCUGGGUAAGGCCCUGGUCUGGACAAAUGAGUUCAUAUCUUUCCCAAGCACUGGAAGCACUUUGUUAGUCUUUUGCCCAAGUCAAGUGAUGUCAAAUGAACAUAAUGCAUUCAUUAAUUUACCACAUUCUCAAUGAUUAUACUUUUUGGUCAUUUUAUACAGAAUGUAAAUGGUGAAUUGUUCAAUCUCUCUCUCCUUGCAGUAUGGAAGUGAUGUGAAGGCCAGGGAUCCCCAUGGCCAGACAGCCCUGACCAUGGCCAGAAAGACUGGGAGCAAAGAGUGUGCUGACAUCCUGCUGCAACAUGGCUGUCCUAACGAGGUCUCCCCCGUCUCCCCCGUCUCCUCCACUGGACCCACGCUUGGUCUCUCCCGUAGAUCUAGCACUGCCAGCCUCAGCAGCCUGGGUCGUACCAAUUCCAGGAGAAGGGUUUCGUAG